This is a messenger RNA of Impatiens glandulifera, 1322 nucleotides long. RefSeq names its product jasmonate-induced oxygenase 2-like. The record is from RefSeq and is a predicted model, not a curated record. The coding region runs from base 86 to 1183 and encodes 365 amino acids. The transcript is spliced from 3 exons. NCBI's taxonomy places the organism in Eukaryota, Viridiplantae, Streptophyta, Magnoliopsida, Ericales, Balsaminaceae.
UCAUCAAGAUUCUCUCGGACCCUUUCUCUCUCUGAGACCACCACAAUUCGAUCAACAACAAAAAAAAAAAAAAAAAAAAAAAAAGAUGAAUUGCCUACAAGACGAAUGGCCUGAGCCAGUGGUCCGAGUUCAGUCCUUAUCAGAAAGUGGUCAAUCCACCAUACCCGACCGCUACAUCAAACCGCUAGCCCAGCGGCCUGCGAUCGAUUUCAUUAACAACGACGGCGGAGGCGGCGGCGAGGACAUGAACAUCCCGCUCAUCGAUUUAGAACCCUUGAAUGGAGACGACGCGAUCCUCAAAACGCGCGUUUUGGAGAGUAUAUCGGAGGCAUGUAAAGAGUGGGGUUUCUUUCAAGUAAUAAACCACGGGGUCCGACCGGAAUUAAUGGACCAAACACAACAUGUCUGGCGCAGCUUCUUUCAUCUAUCUAUGGAGGAAAAGGAAGCCCAUUCCAACUCACCUAAAACCUACGAGGGUUAUGGGAGUCGACUCGGAGUUCAGAAAGGCGCCAUUCUUGAUUGGGGAGAUUAUUAUUUUCUUCAUUGUCUUCCUCUUAGGUUAAAGGAUUACAACAAGUGGCCAUCCUCGCCCCCUUCUUUUAGGGAAGUGCUGGAUGAGUAUUCAGAAGGGGUUAUGAAGUUGUGCAGUAAUUUGCUUAGGUUUAUGUCGACAAACCUAGGAUUGAGACAAGACUAUCUCCAAAAUGCUUUUGGUGGUCACGACAUUGGUUCUUGUCUUCGUGCGAAUUUCUACCCAAAAUGUCCUCAACCGGAGCUAACCCUAGGUCUGUCAUCUCAUUCGGAUCCUGGAGGCUUGACCCUACUCCUACCCGAUCAACAUGUCGCCGGGCUGCAAGUCCGAAAGGACGGGAAAUGGCUAACUGUGAAACCGGCUAGUCAUGCUUUUAUAGUCAACAUCGGGGAUCAAGUUGAGGUUAUGAGCAAUGGAAUUUACAAGAGCGUAGAACACAGGGUGAUAACUAACUCGAACAAUGAAAGAUUGUCAAUUGCUUUCUUCUAUAAUCCGAAGAGCGAUUUAUUGAUUCAACCAGCUCGAGAGUUAGUGACUCCAGAUCAACCGUCCAUGUAUGAUGUGAUGACUUUUGACCAGUACAGACUUUACAUUAGAACAAGAGGUCCUCAAGGAAAAUCUCAAGUGGAGUCACUAAAAUCUCCAAGAUGAUGUUAUAUAGAUGUAUGUAGUAAUAAUUAUGUGCAUGAUUGUAAAUCUUAUAAUAAUAUAUAAUCAUUAAAAAAAAUUGUGAGCCUGUGGUCAUUAAUGAUUAGUUCUUCAAUGAUAUAUAAUUAUGAUUUUAAUUUUA